This is a messenger RNA of Sander lucioperca (pikeperch), 4432 nucleotides long. RefSeq names its product uromodulin. Gene Ontology annotation, cellular component: membrane. Gene Ontology annotation, molecular function: calcium ion binding. The coding region runs from base 752 to 3967 and encodes 1071 amino acids. The record is from RefSeq and is a predicted model, not a curated record. Lineage: Eukaryota; Metazoa; Chordata; Actinopteri; Perciformes; Percidae. The transcript is spliced from 14 exons.
GAGAGCAUUCUGGGAAAAUCAGCCUAUCACACCUUUUCUUUUCUCAAAAUGAUGUAGAGUAGAAAUAAAUAAAUAAAUAAUAACUCCCAUUGCAGCUUACUGUACUUGUACAUGGAACAAUUAGAACAGUUUUCUACCUGACAUCUUGGACUGAUUUUUUUUUUGGACCAAACUAACAACUCAGUCUCAACAUCCAUUGGAUGGAUUGGUGUAAAAUUUAGUGCAUGUAUUUAUGGGGCCCAUACGAUGUAUCACACUGUCAAUCAUGAUACCUUGACUUCUCCUUCUCCACCAUGAGGUUGACAUUUUUGUUACAGAGGACCAUGAUAAGGGGUACACACAUUCACGUCUCCCUCAGGAUGAAUUGUAAUCACUUUGAUGAUCCCCCUGACUUUUACUCUUGAACCAUCAUCACAGUCAAAAUGUUAAUUUAGUCCAAUACUUACAGUUGCUCUAUGCAUAGCUUUGCCUACGCACAGCCUCACAGAGCUGCUGGCAUGGCUGACUCUUAGUCUUGUUUUCUUUGUUUGUUCUUGUUUGCUUAUUUUGUCAGAAAUGUCAGUAAAAGUCUGAUCAAAUCACCACACCCAAUCCUGAUGAAGCAGAUUAGCUUGAGUCAUUGCUUUGUACGGUCCUUUGAACACACAAACCGACCUAUAAAUUCUCUCAUUUGCUGGGAGAUUUUCACUUUCAACUUUUUCACCAACUUCUGGAUUCCUGCACAGUCUUUCUAAUCAAGUUUGUGCCGUGGAUGUGGUCCGUAAUGGGGGUGCCCGGGGGUUUGUUGUUGCUCCUAAUUUUGCAGAUUUUUACAGAAGGCAUUUCAGUGACAUAUGUCUCCAGCUGUGAUUCGUGUCAUGAUGAAGCAACCUGCCUGGAGUCACGAGAAAGAGGCGACUCUUUCACCACCCACUCUUGUGUCUGUAAAGAUGGCUUUGUAGGCGAUGGUCUCAGCUGUUACAAUACAAAACUCUGCAGUGACUCCUCUUGCUGUAGCCGAGGUUAUCACUGGUCACCAAACAGCGGCUGUGUGGACACUGACGAGUGCUCCCUCCCAGACCCACCCUGCAUGGCACCUCAGGUUUGUCAAAACACCCAAGGCUCCUUCGAAUGCCUGGAGCCUUCCUCCAGGACCAAAUCAGGCCCCUCUUUCCAAUCUGUCUAUUUCGGCUGUGGACAUACAGUUUGUCCUUUAGGUAUGGACUGCAUCAGUAAAAAUGGGACUGAGCGCUGUGCUGAUCCCUGCGAGCACUAUACAGUACUGAAUGAUGACUGGCGUGCAACAAACAACACAUCAAAUCAGAUCCUACACUGUGACCGAGAUAUCAACUGGAACGGCUGGUAUCGCAUGUUUCUGGGGCAAACCAGUGCUCAUAUUCCAGAGAAGUGUGUGGGUGAAAACAAAUGUGGAACCCAUGCUAGUAUGUGGAUAACCGAACCUAAUCCCACACAGUCAGAUGAAAUUGUAAUUCGCACUGUGUGUAAUGCCUGGAGAGGCAGCUGCUGCUAUUUUACCUCAAACACCAUCCAUGUCAAGCUCUGCUAUGGAAACUACUAUGUCUACAAACUUGUGAGGCCAUCCACAUGCAACCUUGCAUACUGCGCAGAGGUGAACAGAACCAGCCCGACAGUUUUACCAACUACACCUCAUCCACCACCUCAGAACUUCACCACAGAUCAGGUGGAAACAGCAGGCACAACAACAGCAGGCAACAGCACAGCAGUUGAGGGGCAGGUCCGUCUGGCCAAUGGAGGAAACAGCUCCUGCUCUGGCAGAGUAGAGAUCUUCCUCCGUGGACAGUGGGGGACAGUUUGUGACGAUUUCUGGGAGCUGGUUGAUGCUCAGGUGGUGUGUAGACAGCUGGGCUGUGGCAGGGCUCUGUCAGCACCACAAGGUCCACGCUUCGGACAGGGCAGCGGGCCCAUCUGGUUGGAUGAUGUCACAUGCACAGGCAAUGAAUCAAAGCUCAGCGAGUGCAGCCACAGAGGGGUUGGAUCUCACAACUGUAAUCACAAUGAGGAUGCUGGUGUGGUCUGUGAAGCUGGUUCACCAGUGAGGCUGGUCAACUCUGACAACCGGUGCUCUGGCAGAGUGGAAGUCUACCAUGGUGGACAGUGGGGGACAGUGUGUGACGAUAGCUGGGACCUGAGGGAUGCCAACGUGGUGUGUAGACAGCUGGGCUGUGGCACAGCUCGUUCAGCACUAACAAAUGCAGCUUUUGGACAGGGCAGUGGACCCAUCUGGUUGGACGAUGUCAGCUGUUCUGGAAAUGAAUUAUCAAUAACAGACUGCAGACAUCAAGGGUUUGGGGUCCACAACUGUGGUCACUUUGAAGAUGCCAGCAUCAUCUGUGCAGUUCAACCAGAACUCAACAGCACAGUUUUACCAACCACACCUCGUCCACCACCUCAGAACUUCACCACAGAUCAGGUGGAAACAGCAGGCACAACAACAGCAGGCAACAGCACAGCAGUUGAGGGGCAGGUCCGUCUGGCCAAUGGAGGAAACAGCUCCUGCUCUGGCAGAGUAGAGAUCUUCCUCCGUGGACAGUGGGGGACGGUUUGUGACGAUUUCUGGGAGCUGGUUGAUGCUCAGGUGGUGUGUAGACAGCUGGGCUGUGGCAGGGCUCUGUCAGCACCACAAGGUCCACGCUUCGGACAGGGCAGCGGGCCCAUCUGGUUGGAUGAUGUCACAUGCACAGGCAGCGAAUCAAAGCUCAGCGAGUGCAGCCACAGAGGGGUUGGAUCUCACAACUGUAAUCACAAUGAGGAUGCUGGUGUGGUCUGUGAAGCUGGUUCACCAGUGAGGCUGGUCAACUCUGACAACCGGUGCUCUGGCAGAGUGGAAGUCUACCAUGAUGGACAGUGGGGGACAGUGUGUGACGAUAGCUGGGACCUGAGGGAUGCCAACGUGGUGUGUAGACAGCUGGGCUGUGGCACAGCUCGUUCAGCACUAACAAAUGCAGCUUUUGGACAGGGCAGUGGACCCAUCUGGUUGGACGAUGUCAGCUGUUCUGGAAAUGAAUCAUCAAUAACAGACUGCAGACAUCAAGGGUUUGGGGUCCACAACUGUGGUCACUUUGAAGAUGCCAGUGUUGUUUGUGAAGUUCAGCACCCUCCACUACAGCCUUCUCAUCUUAUUUGUGACCGUGAUAAACUCCAAGUGGGGCUGGAUUUGGCUCGCCUUACAUCCUCUGGUUUGAAUCCAUUCUCUGGCAACCUGGCAUCCUACAACUGCUCCUGGGUCAGAGUGCAAGAUGGUGUAGUGUGGUAUGAAGUGGAAGCCACAGCAGGUGCCUGUGGAAACACACUGAGGACCAACAGCACACAUGCCGUUUACUCCAAUAUUUUAUUUAUCUACCCAAUGAACAACACAUCCUUCAUCAUUCCUGUAAGUCUUCCCUUCUCCUGCGUGUAUCCCCUGGACACAGACACCAGCCUGAAUGUGGCUAUCAGACCAUUUCUGGGGCUGGCAGGUGGCAUUUCAGGCUCGGGUGCCAAAGCCAGAGCCUCCAUGUCUCUGUUCCGCAACUCCAACUACACCGAGACUUAUCCAGCAGGCCGGGUCACCCUGCCAGUAGGCUCACCGUUGUACGUAGGUGUCUCUGCGGAGGAGAGAGAUCCAAGCUUUGCAGUUGUUCUUGAGGACUGCUACGCCACUCACUCAUCAAACCCUGAUGAUUCCAUGCAACACCCUCUCAUCCAGAACAAGUGUCCCACUGACCGCCAACAGGUGUCAGUGAUUGAGAGCGGCUCAUCCCUCCGGGCUCGUUUCUCUGCCCUGUUCUUCCUGCUCCACAAUGAAUACAGAGACGUUUACCUUCAUUGCAGCCUCAGCCUGUGCGAACGGAGGAGCUCCUCUUGUGUCCCACCUUGCACAAGUAGGACCUAUCGCUCUGUUUCCAACUCUGAUCGUCUGAGUACCCUCAGCAUUGGACCAAUCAUGUGGGACAAGUCACCUGAGUGAGCUGGUAACAGUAAUAAUACAAACAUAUUCCAUAUUGUGAUAUUAUUUUGUUUUUAAGAUAUAUUUUGUUCAUAAGACAUAAGAUAAUUAAAAACUGGUGUUACAUGGUAUAAUGCAUUGUAUUAUUAAUUCUAUUUUUCAAUUCUAAUAACUUUGUUAUGGUUGGGUUAUUAAUAAGGUUAUAAUGAAAGUGAAGGUACCAAUAAUUUUCUUCUUCUCUGUGUGAAUUACCACUACAGCCCUGAUGUGACUGUAUUUCAUUUAAAUGACUAAGCCUAUUUUUAAAUGCAUUGAUUAUUGUUUAGAUCCAAUGACAAAUUGCUCAUAUUAUGGUGUAAACUGUGCAACUGAUAUGUGUAUGUGGGAUAAAAUAACCUUGUUUUUAAAAACUAAACUCUGUACCUUGAUAAUGGAAUAUGCAGUAGUUCACAAAUAAAAUUUUAAAAUGGCAACCAUGGCACAUUA